Molecule: messenger RNA, 157 nt
Organism: Dentiscutata heterogama
Lineage: Eukaryota; Fungi; Glomeromycota; Glomeromycetes; Diversisporales; Gigasporaceae
Source: the annotation of a GenBank genome assembly
UAAGGAAACGAAAGGCACUAUAUCUGAGGAGUUGGAAACAAAUGGUACAAAACUUAAAAAAGAUGUCAUACCAAUACUCGUAUCUUAUUUAGGUGAGGAUAAUUCAAGUGUUUAUGAAAAUUCAACAAUUAAUAUUGAAGAAGAUAACCCGGCUAGU